Messenger RNA from Hyalella azteca, 1719 nucleotides. Its product is annotated as neuronal acetylcholine receptor subunit alpha-10. NCBI's taxonomy places the organism in Eukaryota, Metazoa, Arthropoda, Malacostraca, Amphipoda, Hyalellidae. Gene Ontology annotation, biological process: signal transduction; monoatomic ion transmembrane transport; regulation of membrane potential. The transcript is spliced from 10 exons. The coding region runs from base 37 to 1695 and encodes 552 amino acids. Gene Ontology annotation, molecular function: transmembrane signaling receptor activity; acetylcholine-gated monoatomic cation-selective channel activity. Gene Ontology annotation, cellular component: neuron projection; synapse; postsynaptic membrane. The record is from RefSeq and is a predicted model, not a curated record.
UCGAGACUAAAACAAACAAAUGAGAAGCAAUCGCACAUGUCAGCAGCGUCUUUCAUUUCUUAUAAAUUUUCAAAAGCCGAUCUACGUAAUGGAGUUCCACCAACGCGUGUCCUUGCUACUAAAACAACAAUAAAUAAAAGAAACAACAGCUUAUCAGGAUCUACAUUCUCAUAUCACAGGAUUUCUUGUACCAGUCUGCACCGACUGCUGCUCGUCGUCUUCUGCGCCACUUUGCUUCUAACAGGUACGCGAGCAGACGAGCUGGAGUAUCGUCUCACCCGCUACCUCAUGGCGAACUACGACCCCUCGGUGAGACCUGCGCACAACUCUUCUGAACCUCUGUCGGUUGUCUUCGGGCUCAGCCUGCACAGCAUCAUUGAUGUGGACGAGAAGAACCAAAUUCUCACUACGAACUGCUGGCUCACGCAAGUCUGGAUCGACGCUCACCUCAUUUGGAACGCGUCGGAUUUCGGUGGCAUUUCUGUCAUCAGAGUCCCAUACGACAAAGUCUGGAAGCCUGACAUUAUUCUCUACAACAAUGCCGACGCCCAAUAUAGUGCAUCGACCAUCAAUACAAACGUCAUAGUGAAAUCCAACGGCGAGGUGACGUGGCUGUCGCACGGCAUCUACAGGUCAUCUUGCGAGAUGAAUGUCGAGUAUUUCCCCUUCGACGUCCAGAGCUGCAAGAUGAAAUGGUCAAGUUGGACAUACGACGGUUACCAGUUGGACCUGGCGCAACAGAUGGAGGAAGGGGAUAUGUCGAAUUACAAGCCCAACGGCGAGUUCGACUUGGACGCUUUUACUUCUGUACGGACGGUGGCCAUUUAUUCCUGCUGUCCAGAACCGUACCCAGAUAUCACCUAUACCAUCUUAUUAAGAAGAAGACCGAUGUUCUACGUCUUCAACCUUAUUCUACCUUGCUUACUUAUUAAUGGAAUAGCCUUGUUAGUGUUUUACGUGCCAAGCGAGUCGGGUGAGAAAGUCACGCUCGGCAUCUCUGCGCUGCUCAGCAUGACUGUCUUCCUCAUCACCAUCAGGGAGAGUCUGCCACCCACCGAGAAAACUCCGCUAAUUAGCUUGUACUACGGAGUUACCAUUUGCUUGGUGACGCUCGCCUCGGCGCUAAGCGUGCUCACCUUGAACCUGCACCACCGCGGCCUGCGCGGCGUCGAGGUGCCGCCUCUCGCCCGCAAAAUCAUCUUAGGUUGGGGGGCCAAGUUUGUCUUGCUCAACUUUAAGGACUCCGAAGCGCAGGCUAAAGCGAAACUCCGGAGUGGUGGUUCACGGGACACGGAGAAGUUCCAGAUGCACGAUCUCGACCCCAUGGAGCACAUGGAGCGGUUCAGCCACUUUGACCCUUUCAGCGUGUCGCCACAUUUCUCGCCGCGCCACAGACUAAACCACUCCAGCAAUGACCUCAUCCACGCUCACUCCACCGGCCCCACCUCCCCGAUCAUGGGCACCUCCGCUGAAAUGACGGAGUUCGAGCAGCAGUUUUUGCGGGUGCUCAGGAAGGUUCAGCAAACGAUCGACAAGAACGAGACGAGGCUCUCCGACCAAGACCGAAGGGAGGCCAUCAAAGACGAGUGGCAGAGGGUCUCGAUGGUGCUGGACCGAGCCUUGCUGCUGUGUUUCGUGCUGGCGACCAGCGUGGCCACCUCCUGCAUUCUGCUGUCAUCGCCUCAUGGACCUUAGUCUCGCUUCUCAUUUUUACUUGAU